CGCCAUCUUGGGGCCUGCGUCCGCCAUGGCGUCAUGGGCGCUGCUGUGCCUGGGCGGUGCCCUCGUGUACUCCCUGCUGCACUCGCUGUCCCUCACGGAGGGCUCCAGCCCGGCGCAGGGACAGGCCACCACGCCGGGGCCGCCGGAAGAGGAGCAGCCGGUCACGAAGGAUUGUGGAAUAGCACCACUUAGAGGUGCACUGGAAGGGUCUCGGAUUAUAGGAGGGACGCAAGCUGAUGUCGGCGCGUGGCCAUGGCAGGUUAGCCUGCAGGUCCAAGAUGGCGAUUUUCUUAUGCACGUAUGUGGUGGUGCCCUGGUGAGAGACAGGUGGGUCCUCACAGCUGCUCACUGCACUAAAGAGGCUAGAGACCCUCUGAAGUGGAGAGCAGUGAUCGGGACCAAUGACCUCAGCCGGAGCCACCGCCACACCAAGAAUAUACGAGUAACAGCCAUCGCCAUCCCGCCGGAUUUCAUUAUGGAAACAUUCGUAAACGACAUCGCACUGUUCCAUUUAAAGAGAGCCGUGAGGUACAAUGACUAUGUUCAGCCCAUUUGUCUGCCUUUUGGUGUUUUCCAAAACCUGGACCAGAACACAGCGUGCUUUGUAAGUGGCUGGGGAAGGACCAAAGAAGAAGGCAACGGCACAUCUGUUUUACAAGAGGCGAAAGUACACUUCAUCUCUCGGGAGAUUUGUAACUCUGACAGGAGCUACGGAGGAGUGGUUCCCAACACUUCAUUCUGUGCAGGUCACGAAAAUGGGACCUUUGACACGUGCAGGGGUGACAGUGGCGGCCCGCUAAUGUGCUACCUUCCAGAGCACAAAAGAUACUUUGUGAUGGGAAUCACCAGUUACGGACACGGCUGCGGGCGGAGACAUUUUCCUGGUGUCUACAGCAGUCCGUCCUUCUUCCAGCAGUGGCUGACACAUUAUCUAUCACAGGGAAACACCAAACGCCUGUUCAAUAUGGACAUGGUGCUUGGCCAGGUCCUCACAGUCCUAGGUUCCAUCAUCCUUCUAGGAGUGACAUAGGAACCCCUGGGGCUGAGGCGUCACUCUGUCCCACUGUGCCUGACAAGGACGCUGUGUCCACGGCUUACGUGAGUGCUCCCAUGUCAACGCUGGGUGGUUUUGGUUUUUUUGAACAAAAAGGAUUCUGACAGAUACAUAGACCAAAUCCUAUGUUUCCUAAUUAGAACCUGAUUCAUAAUUCUGUAUUUGGAAUACUUUCCUAGGGUUUGUAUAAAAUAUUCACUUCACUAUGUGCUUUAUAUAUAGAGAGGCCAAUAAACAGUUUAUAAUUU
Molecule: messenger RNA, 1302 nt
Organism: Grammomys surdaster
Lineage: Eukaryota; Metazoa; Chordata; Mammalia; Rodentia; Muridae
Gene: Tmprss12
Product: transmembrane serine protease 12
Exons: 5
Coding region: 26-1030 (334 amino acids)
Biological process (GO): proteolysis; acrosome reaction
Molecular function (GO): serine-type endopeptidase activity
Source: RefSeq, a predicted model, not a curated record